AUGGUGGGGCUGGUGGGUCGUCAAAGAUUGCGAGCCACAAGAGGUGCCCUCGUGCUACUCGGCUGCGCGCUCUUCGCCUGUCGGGCCUGCAGUUUCACCCUCGUCGGAGGCUCUGCAACCCUUGGUGCGGCCAACUCGAGAUCGGCUUUGGAAGGGCCCUCGCGGCUUUCCCGAAGAUAUUGGCAGUCCCGGGGGCCGAAGCCGGAGGAGGAGACAGUGGAGGGAACUGUGGUUCCAGGUCUCAUCCUCACGGCUCUCAUCACCUACCUUGGAGUGGUGCCACUCACAUUCGGCGUAUCGCCCGAGUUUCUUGUCUCCUUAGUCGUUAUCGCCAUCUUGGGCAUCUUUGCCAACACGUGGGCGCUGGCAGUCAACAUGAACCUGCCGACGUGGAUAGAUUUUCAAAUCCAAAAGCAGCGACAAGAGAAGAAAGCCAAGGCCAGAUUGAGCCUUGCACGGGUGAUUUGGGAACCGCUGCACCAUGGGCUCAAAAGUCGCAUUCUUUUUUCUGAGUGCCAGCGUCUGUGUGAGAGUGUGGUGCAGCGUGCCUUGGCCGGGCGGGCGGUGUGGAAGCUUGGGUCUAUGGCCGAACCUAUGAGGGCUUCCUUUCUUCAAACGGUCCCCGACAGUCUCAAAGUCGGUGCGCGGGUCGAGGCGCUUGGACAAUUCACGGGAACCGUGAAGUUUGUCGGGACGACGCAGUUUGCAGCUGGUCCGUGGAUUGGUGUCGAGCUGGACACACCGGAUGGCAAGAAUGAUGGCACGAUUCAGGGUGAAAGGUAUUUUGACUGCAAAGCUGGGCACGGCAUCUUCGCGCGGCCGGCUGCUGUCAGGAGCUUGGACACACUUUCCAUGCCCGGGCAAGUUCCAGAAUCGUCGCCAGCGUCAACACCGAGCGCUGCAGCCGGACCGCCGUCUCCAGACUCCAGUCCUGGUGCGGUGUGGUCCCGACGGCAGAGCAUAGACCUAGAUUUGAGGAGUGACAUCUGCGUCGAAGACCGUGUUGACUUAACUGGAGUAUUGAGCGGCUGCGCAGAUGAAGUGCAUUCGCUGCACGAGGCCGUCGACAAGCUCAUUCAGGGGAGCUCGGCAUCCGUGCAGAAAGUGAAGUCCGGGAGCGGGGACCAGGCACUCGACAAGCUCACACCGGAGGAGGAGGAGUGGCUGAACAAAGCAGCAGAAAGCUUAGCGAGGAGCUUCGAGGAGAAGCUCACCUCAGUGCUGGACGAGAAGCUGAUGGCUCUUCCGGCUGCUGCUGUCGCGCAAUAG
This is a messenger RNA of Symbiodinium sp. CCMP2592, 1269 nucleotides long. Lineage: Eukaryota; Dinophyceae; Suessiales; Symbiodiniaceae. The record is from the annotation of a GenBank genome assembly.